Anopheles coustani is the source of this 1956-nucleotide messenger RNA. It is a transcript of the gene Arp8, whose product is annotated as actin-related protein 8. Gene Ontology annotation, biological process: regulation of DNA-templated transcription; double-strand break repair. Lineage: Eukaryota; Metazoa; Arthropoda; Insecta; Diptera; Culicidae. Bases 213 to 1904 code for a protein of 563 amino acids. The record is from RefSeq and is a predicted model, not a curated record. Gene Ontology annotation, cellular component: Ino80 complex. The transcript is spliced from 4 exons.
UGUAUGUUUUUGAAUUCAUCACAUAGUUUUCAGCCAUUUUGAAUAUGUACGAUUCUACCUACCAUUUGUUUACUUUGCAGAUCCUUGUGCAACAUGUUUGUGUAUCAAAAACACCGGCACUGCAUCGCCGGACCGGUGAACAAACAUCGUUUGUAAACCUUUCUCAUUGUAAGAUUUUCAUUCAGUUGUGCUGAUCGUUCAAAGUUUCAAUUAUGUCGAAUGUAAAGGAUACUCCAGAGCACAUUCAAGCCCAGAACAUCAUAGUGAUUCACCCGGGAUCCCACUAUCUGCGUAUAGGUCGAGCAUCCGAUGUGGAUCCGGUACGGAUACUACAUGCAAUCGCACGUCGACGCAAACCCGGUGGAGCCGUCCAUCGGGACUGUGUUUUACCACGGGUCGCCGAGAAAAGUCCCGAGUUGCUUCAGGAGCUAGAAGACUGUCGUUUACAGAUAACGCACACGUUGCUGUCCUGCGUGCAAUCAAACGGUCAGCGUCGUUACGCUACUCCACCUCAGCAAAUAGCAGCAUACAAUAAGCGGUCUCAGCCGGAAGUGAUACCGGACAGUGCUACCGAGUGGCAGGAUGCGUCCUUUAGCGACGUCGUGAUAGGUGAGGAGGUGCUUCAGCUGAAUCCGAAUGGAGAGUACAACGUCCAUUUUCCGAUUCGUCGAGGUGAACUCAAUCUCCACGACGGUGUCGGUGGCUCUCUAUUCGGUGUCCUAUCGGAUUUGCAGGCCAUCUGGGGGCACGUACUGCAGACGAAGCUGCAUAUCUCACCUAAAAAAAUGGCCCAGUACAGGGCGGUGUUGGUGAUUCCGGACAUUUACAAUCGGGCACAUUUGUGUGAGUUUAUGACACUUCUGCUAAGGCAGCUAGGUUUUGGCUGCUGUUUUCUAGUGCAGGACCACGUGGCAGCAACGUUCGGCGCCGGACUGGGGUACGCUUGCGUCGUAGACGUGGGUGAUCAAAAGACGUCCGUAUCGUGCGUCGAGGACGGCAUAUCCCAUCCCAACACGCGCGUACGGUUCGAUUAUGGCGGUGGCGAUGUCACGCAGGUACUGUAUUGGUUGUUGCAAAAGUGUGCCUUUCCGUACCGCGAGUGUAACGAAGCACACCCGCUCGACGCCAUUCUGUUGCACCGGUUGAAGGAGGAGGUAGGCCACGUAAAUCUCGAUGUUUGUGGCUCGGUGGAGAAGGCCUUUACCGUCCACCAGCCACAGAUGCCGAGAAGAAACUACACGCUGCAAGUGGGGGACGAAGUCAUGGUGGCCCCCCUAAGCAUAUUCCAUACGGAGCUUCUAGUACUCACGGGGGCAAACAAGGCACCUCCCAAAACACAAAAGUCACGCUCACUACAACCACAUCCCGAGGAUUGCUUUGAUGCAGAAUAUCUGAGAGAAACGGGGCGGCGUAACAAGGAAAAUUUGGAACAAUCAGCGAUGGAGAGCGGGACGAUACAGAGCACGGAAAAUCCCGAGGAUGAUUUGGUCGUAGACGGGUUGGAUCCGGAAAAGGAGGCCAAAAAUAAUGAUCGAGAUUAUUUUCUUCCCGGCGGACAGUUGGUUGGUCUCGAUCAUGCCAUCGUUCAAAGUAUCGAACGUUGCUCAAACGAUGAACUGAAGCGGAAGAUGUAUGGAUGCAUUUUGAUCGUUGGUGGUGGAAUGAAGUUUGCCGGCAUUGGCAGCUGGCUGCAGAAUCAAGUCGCACGAAAGAUUCCGGCCAUGUAUCGCUCCGAGCAUAGUAUUGUUUCCAGCCCGAAGGACAUGGAUCCGGAAAUUACUAGCUGGAAGGGUGCCGCCGUUAUGUCCUGCCUCGAAAGUGCGGUUGAGCUAUGGCUUACCGAAUCCGAAUGGACCAGGUAUGGUUUACGUAUUCUAAGAGAAAAAGCUGUUUUUAUGUGGUAAAAAUAACUGAAGUAGCCGUCUGGGUGCAGUAUAAAGAAUAAAAUAACAUAUA